CAUCUAUAUCAUCAUAUACAAUCACUUUAUAGUUUUAGUAUACGUAUAUUGUACAGAGCUAUUGAAGUGCAGUUAUAUACACGCACAUCAUGUCUGACCCAAAAGCCGUGAAAGAUGAGGAGCUGGCUACCGCCAUCCUAAAGAAGAAAUCAGCCCCCAAUCGGCUUUUGGUUGAAGAUGCCGUUAAUGACGAUAACUCUGUCGUUUCGCUGAGUCAGGAGAAGAUGGACGAGCUCAACCUCUUCCGCGGCGACACAGUGCUGCUCAAAGGCAAGAAGCGUAAGGACACCAUCUGCGUGGUCCUGUCAGACGAUGACUGUGGCAACGGCAUGAUCCGCAUGAACAAAGUGGUACGUACCAACCUGCGCGUGCGUCUGGGGGAUAUCGUGGCCGUGCAGGCCUGCCCCGAGGUCAAGUAUGGCGAGCGUGUGCAUGUGCUUCCCAUUGAUGAUACGGUUGAGGAUCUGAACUACGACGCCGCAAAGCUGUACGACCUUUUCUUAAAGCCGUAUUUCGUGGAGGCGUACCGGCCCUUGAGGAAAGAUGAUCGGUUCCUGGUCCGCGGAGGAAUGCGUAGCAUUGAAUUCAAGGUGAUGGAGGUAGACCCCGCACCCUACUGCAUCGUAGCUCCGGCAACCGUCAUUCACUGUGAAGGCGAUCCUGUGUCACGUGAAGAUGAAGAGGCUGAUCUAAGCGAUGUAGGCUACGACGACAUUGGCGGCUGUCGCAAACAGUUAGCGCUGAUUAAAGAGAUGGUCGAGCUUCCUCUGCGCCACCCUCAGUUGUUCAAGAGUAUCGGUAUCAAGCCACCCCGUGGUAUCCUCCUCUUCGGCCCUCCCGGAACCGGUAAGACGCUGAUCGCACGAGCGGUUGCCAACGAAACCGGUGCCUUCUUCUACUUGAUCAACGGGCCCGAAAUCAUGUCUAAAAUGGCUGGGGAGAGUGAAAGCAACCUGCGCCGCGCCUUUGAGGAAUCGGCUAAACAAUCUCCGGCCAUCAUCUUUAUCGACGAGAUCGAUUCCAUCGCCCCCAAGCGUGACAAGACCCACGGAGAGGUGGAGAGGCGUAUCGUGUCUCAGUUGCUCACGCUGAUGGAUGGCAUGAAACGCACCGAGCAUGUGGUGGUAAUGGGUGCUACCAACCGGCCUAAUAGUAUCGACUCGGCGCUGCGGCGUUUUGGGCGAUUUGACAGAGAGAUUGAUAUUGGCAUCCCCGAUGCCACGGGACGGUUAGAGGUCCUGCGCAUCCACACAAAGAACAUGAAGCUGGGUGAUGAUGUCGACCUGGAGCAGGUAGCCAAUGAGACCCACGGUUACGUUGGUGCUGAUUUGGCGCAGCUUUGCUCCGAGGCCGCCCUCCAGCAGAUUCGCGAGAAGAUGGACCUCAUCGAUUUGGACGAUGACAAGAUCGACCCCGAAGUGCUUGAUGCACUUGCCGUGACAAUGGAUAACUUCCGCUUUGCCCUCGGCGCCUCCAACCCAUCGGCACUGCGAGAGACUGUUGUGGAGACUCCCAACGUCAACUGGGACGACAUCGGUGGUUUGGAGACUGUCAAGAGAGAGCUGCAAGAGCUGGUACAAUACCCCGUCGAGCACCCCGAGAAGUUCCUAAAGUUCGGUAUGACGCCCUCGAAGGGUGUACUGUUCUACGGUCCCCCGGGAUGUGGUAAGACGCUUCUAGCCAAGGCCAUUGCCAACGAGUGCCAGGCCAAUUUCAUCUCAAUUAAAGGUCCCGAACUUCUUACCAUGUGGUUCGGUGAGUCCGAAGCCAACGUGCGUGAGAUCUUCGACAAAGCGCGUGCGGCCGCACCCUGUGUGCUGUUCUUUGACGAGUUGGAUUCCAUUGCCAAGGCGCGUGGCGGUGGUGGUGGCGAUGCCGGGGGUGCGGGUGACAGAGUCAUCAACCAGAUCCUUACCGAGAUGGACGGUAUGAACGCGAAGAAGAACGUUUUCAUUAUCGGUGCCACGAACCGACCGGAUAUUAUCGAUGGGGCUAUCCUACGACCCGGACGUUUGGACCAGCUUAUCUAUAUCCCUCUGCCCGAUGAAGCGUCGCGUCUGUCUAUCCUGGAGGCUGUGCUGCGUAAGUCGCCCGUGGCCCCUGAUGUCAGUAUCAAGCUGUUGGCCCAGGUCACCAAGGGAUUCUCCGGUGCGGAUUUGACGGAGAUCUGCCAAAGGGCCGCCAAGCUGGCUAUCCGAGAGUCUAUCGAGAAGGAUAUGCAGCGCGAGCGUGAACUCCGCGACAAUCCCGAUCAAGAAAUGGACGAGGACUAUGAAGACCCUGUCGCUGAGAUCCGCCGAGAUCACUUCGAAGAGAGUAUGCGCUUCGCCCGCCGGUCCGUGAGUGAUCAAGACAUCCGCAAGUACGAGAUGUUUGCACAAACCCUACAACAGAGCCGAGGAUUCGGAAACCAAUUCCGAUUCCCCGAGGGUGGUGUAGCUGGUUCCGAGCCAGCGGCAGGCGCCCCCGCCACCGGUGAGGGUAUUAGUUUCGAGGAUGCCGCGGACGAUGAUCUGUACAACUAAGUCUAUGGCGUGCGAUAAGUUUACGCACCGUUGAGUCCGUGGUUUGCUGGAGAUGCCUGCUUUAGUGCCACAUUGAGAUUGAACAAAUGCGAUGCCCACAUGUAUUCGAGAUCCGUUAGAUUAUAGUUAUGAAGAUGUGAGUGCGUUAUGUACUAAAUAGUGACGCAUUCGAGGAUCUCAGGCCACUCGAACAACAUGUGUGUAUGUCAAGAAACUUCGCUGAAACUCAUGAGCACCUGUAGCUGGAGCAAUCUGGUCUAAAACCCGCGACUGAUUAUUUAGAUAUUUAGUUCGAAUGGCCUCGCACUGGAUGUUAUGUACAUGUACGCGCAUAUGCAGUAGCCACAGGUCGAGUUAUGAAGGUAUGAGGAAUUCUGUGGUGGGAGUAGGACAACGAAUAUAGAUACUUGGGUUACAUAGCGCAAAUAAAACCGAUCAUAUAAAUUCUAGUUGGCAUACGGGUAGUAGUACGUGUCUGCCUGAAUAGUGUGUAGUCAACUCCUAUAGUUUGCGAUACAUCCCUAUAAAUUGUAAACUCGAAAAUCUCGGUCGGUAUCGCGCAAUAAACCAAAUGUAAAUAAAUACUAAGCAGUUUGCAUUCUCA
This is a messenger RNA of Sphaeroforma arctica JP610, 3129 nucleotides long. Its product is annotated as transitional endoplasmic reticulum ATPase. Gene Ontology annotation, biological process: mitotic spindle disassembly; autophagosome maturation; retrograde protein transport, ER to cytosol. The transcript has 10 exons. Bases 90 to 2525 code for a protein of 811 amino acids. Gene Ontology annotation, molecular function: polyubiquitin modification-dependent protein binding; ATP binding; ATP hydrolysis activity. Gene Ontology annotation, cellular component: nucleus; VCP-NPL4-UFD1 AAA ATPase complex; cytosol. The record is from RefSeq and is a predicted model, not a curated record. Lineage: Eukaryota; Ichthyosporea; Ichthyophonida.